ACACACUCUCUCCCUUUAUCUCUCUCACUCCCUCCUCACAUACACACACUCUCUCUCACUCCCUCCUCACAUACACACACACUCUCUCUCCCUUUAUCUCUCUCACUCCCUCCUCACAUACACACUCUGUCUUUCUCUACCUGUGACUAUAUCUCUGGUUUGGAACUUUCCCUUUAAAUAUCCCCCCGAACGGAAAAUAACGGUAGUAAGUUGCCUGCUACGGUCCGGGUAUCUGACUUCUCGACCACCAGUGAAUUGACGUUCAGUCAGACAGGUGCGCGUGCCUUGCGAUGAGAACGCUGUUGAUAUCUCUCCUCUGCGUCCUCAGCGGGGUGGAGGAGACCUUGGCCGUACCUUCCACGAGAGAGUUCUAUAUCGCCGCGGUUGAGAUCGGUUGGGACUAUCUCUAUUGGGGCAGCGCUGACCCCGUAUCAGAACAAAGGAGGAGGACCAAGGAACCCCCUCAGAAAUACAUAAAAGCUGUUUAUAGAGAAUACACUGAUUCCACAUAUUCAGUCCCCAAGCCUACACCAACAUGGGCAGGUAUCCAGGGUCCGGUGAUCCAUGCCCAGGCCAGUGACAGGGUGGUGGUGCACUUUAAGAACCUGGCGUCCCAGCCCUACAGUAUCAGCCCUGUGGGGGUCAGCUACUGGAAACAGUCUGAGGGGGCCGGAUACGAUGACGCCACGUCAAGCCAGGAGAAGGAGGAUGAUGCUGUUGCUCCAGGAGGAUACUACAAGUACAUCUGGGACAUCAAUCCUAAUGACGGUCCGACCUUGGGAGACCCAGAAUGCCUCACCUACUCCUACUCCUCCCAGGUGGACACUGUACAGGACUUCAACUCUGGGCUCAUCGGGGCUCUGCUCAUCUGCAAAUCAACUGCAUUUACAGAUAAUGGAGUUCGGAAAAGCAGAGAGUUUAUUCUGCUCUUUGCUGUUUUCGAUGAGAGUAAGAGCUGGUACGGAGAGGUGGGGAGUUUCCGGGAAAGAUUUAAGAAGGCCAGUGCAAGAAAACAGUACCACACUAUCAAUGGAUACGUCAACUCAACUUUACCAGGUCUGACGAUGUGCCAGGGACGAGACCAUGUGUUCUGGCAUCUCAUUGGAAUGGAAACGUCUCCAGAGAUCCACUCUAUACAGUUUCAGGAUCACACUCUGCAGGUGAUGGCCCACCGUAAGGUUACUGUGGAGAUGACCCCUAUGACCUUUACCACGGCGGAGAUGAAGCCCAGCACUCAGGGGAAGUUCCUCAUCAGCUGUCAGAUCCAAGAACACCGCCACGCGGGUAUGAGUGCAUUCUUUAAGGUAGAGGACUGCCCAGAGCCUGUGACGGUGCCCGGUCCUGACGUGCGUCAGGUCCAGCAGUCUGAGGAUAAGGAGGACUAUGAAUAUGGAGAUGACAUGUUUGAGACCUUUGUGUUUAAGCCUGGGAAAGAUCAGGCUGUGGGGCGCUCCCGAGGGGGGAAGAUCAAAAUCUGGGUCCAUUACAUCGCUGCUGAGGAGAUCAUCUGGGAUUAUGCACCCCACCUCAGCCAGGGAGACAGUCCACUGUUAUCGGAAUACUUUCCCAGGGGGCCUCAUCAGCUGGGUCAUGAAUAUAAGAAGGUGGUGUAUGUAGAAUACACUGACCAGACCUUCACCACGAGGAAAUCACCUGUUAAAAGACUGCUGGGACCACUGCUCAGAGGACAGGUGGACGAACACUUCCAAAUAGUGUUCAAGAACCUGGCAAGUCGUCCUUUCAACAUUUAUCCAAACGGCCUCACCGCGAUUUCUCCACUGCGUAAAACAGGGAAUGAGGGUGAAAAGGACCUUCGCUCACUGGCUGUACCCCCCAAUGGGACAUAUGGGUACAUGUGGAAACUAACAGCAGAGGAUGGGCCCCUGGAGAGAGACCCACAGUGUCUGACCCGUCUGUACCAGAGUACCAUCAACCCUGAGAGAGACGUGGCCACUGGCCUCGUAGGACCCCUCCUCAUCUGCAAGAAGGACUCCAUGGACACCAGGGGGCGGCUGGUGGGCCCAGAUAAAGUGAAGCAGUUGAUGUUCGCUGUGUUUGAUGAAAACAAGAGUUGGAACAUCAAUGACAACAUUCAGAAGUACAGCAGAAACCCCUCCAUGGUCAACCCUACAGACCCUGACUUCUACAACUCCAAUGUCAUCUACAAUGUGAACGGGAUAAUGUUCAACGGGCAGAUGAUCCAGCUGUGUAAGGAUGACGUGACCUUCUGGCACCUGGCCAACGUGGGGACACAGAGCGACUUCCUAUCCGUCUACUUCACAGGAAACCCCUUCAUGAGGGACAACGUGUAUGAGUCCGUUCUCACACUCUUCCCAAUGUCUGGGGAGACUGUUACCAUGGAGACCGAGCUAAUUGGUGAGUGGGAGAUCAGUGCUUUCGACAGUAGCCUGAAGAGCCGUGGCAUGAGCGCCCGCUACUCCGUCCUGUCUUGUAAUAUUGACCUGCUUGUGGACAACGAGGACCUAGAGUACGGCCUAGAGGACGUCCUGCCUGAUUACGUAGACCAGUUUUUCAAACCGAGAUCCCUCCGCCCCCGGCUACAGAACAGGACCGUAGCCAUCAGAGUCUGCAAGAAGCAACCCAGUUUAAACCAGAACACAACAACACCGAAAACAAGAAAUUACACAGAUAACGAAGUCUCCAUCGGAGAAUCUGGGGACCACGGGUCUGAUAACAAUGUCACAUUUAAGGCAGGGGACCAGAGGUCAAUCUGUGAGGUCAGGUAUGUGACCGUGUUGUCUGCUGACGAGGAGGGCAACCUGCUCUCCCAGGGAGGGAUCCCCACAGACGUUCUGAAGCAACUGGAGAAGGACGGAGAGUGGAAGGCUUCAGAGACCCAGGAGGGAGGGGGUCUGGGUGGGGAGCAGGGGGGGAAGAGACAAAGACGCCAGGCCAGGGUAGAAGGAGGAGAGGAUGGGGAGGAGGUAGAGGAGGGAGGUCUGGGUGGGGAGCAGGGGGGGAAUGGAAGACAGAGACGCCAGGCCAGGGUAGAAGGAGGAGAGGAUGGGGAUGGGGAGGAGGUAGAGGAGGGUCUGGGUGGGGAGCAGGGGGGGAAUGGAAGACAGAGACGCCAGGCCAGGGUAGAAGGACGAGAGGAUGGGGAUGGGGAGGAGGUAGAGGAGGGAGGUCUGGGCAGGGAGCAGGGGGGGAAUGGAAGACAGAGACGCCAGGCCAGUUUGGAGGGUGGAGAGAGCAACAAGCUAGCGGAGAACUGUGAGGAGGAGGUGCUGAAGGAGUGGAAGGGUCGGGUAUAUGGGGAGGCGCUGGAGCAGGAGCAGAGAGAAGAGCAGAAGGUGGAGGUGUUGGAUCAGCAGGAGGAGCAGAGACAAAAGGGGGAGUUGGAUCGAGAUUCACAUCCUCUAAGCACAUAUCACACAGAUAAGGACCCUCUACUCUUGGAGUUAGAUGGAUGGAGGGAUCUAGACCCCCUGAAAAACACUUUGAAAGCGCUCCCGGCUCAGCUGAAGGUGCAGCAACAGAGGGAGGAGCAGAAAGCUGGGGAGGUGCAUCCCCUAAACAACAACCCUCACACAGAUCCAGACACCCCUCUACUGGAUUUGUUGGAUCUAGACUUCUCCAAUGUCUCCAAUGACAAUGAGACGGCUCCCAGGAACGCAGUGUCUCUGGAGUAUGAUGACUAUAGUGAGAAGGACACUGGGACAACCUACAUGGGGACAGAGGACAACCUGGACCUGAGGACCACAGAUGGACAUUACCGCAGCUACUACAUCGCUGCACAGGAGAUCACAUGGGACUAUGGGAUCAGGAAACCACAUCAGCUCAUAAAAACAAGAGAGAGGCGUAGGGGAAUGAGGAAGUUCCUGACGGAAUAUAAGAAGGUGGUGUUCAGGGCCUACAGUGAGAGAGACUUCCAGAUCCCCGUCACCAGAGGAGAGCUGCAGGAACAUCUUGGACUCAUGGGUCCUAUCAUUAAAGCAGAGAUCAACGACCUCCUUACCGUGACCUUCAAGAACAUGGCGUCCAGGCCGUACUCCCUGCACCUCCAUGGAGUGUAUGAUAAGACCCAGGGUGAUGGAUGGACCCAGACCCAGUGGGGGUCCUCCAGGGCUGGGGUGGCGGGGGUCCCUGGGGAGGCGGUCCAGCCUGGGGAGGUCAGGGUCUACACCUGGAGGAUCACCAGGAAGCAGGGGCCCACCGCUGCAGAGUUUGACUGUAAGGCCGGGGCCUACUACUCUACACAGAAUAAGGUGAAGGACCUCCACUCCGGUCUGAUUGGCCCCUUAGUAAUCUGUAAACCAGGCACCCUCCACCCCCAACUAAACCUACAGCCCAACCUACAGGAGUACGCCCUCCUCUUCCACACCUUCGACGAGACCAAGAGCUGGUACCUGGACGAGAACAUCCGUCAGUACUGCAUCCCGCCCUGCCAGGCCCGGAGAGAUGACCCCUGGUUUCAGCUCAGCAACAAGUUUGCAGCGAUAAACGGCUACGUGGCAGAGACACUUCCUGGUCUGAUGGUUGGCCAGCACCAGCAAGUCAGGUGGCACCUGCUGAACGUCGGGGACGACGGGGAGUAUCACACCGCCCACUUCCACGGUCUGCCCUUCAGCAUUCACAAGGAGCAGGAGCAUCGCAUGGGGGUGUACAACCUCUAUCCUGGUGUGUUUGGCACAGUGGAGAUGAGGCCGGCCACAGUGGGGACCUGGAUGGUGGAGUGUACAGUAGGAGAGCACCAGCUAGCCGGCAUGAGGGCUAAACUACUGGUCUACAACCCACGAUGCAUCCAGCCUCUGGGGUUGAGGUCAGGAAGAAUAGACGAUUCCCAGAUCACGGCAUCAGACCACAUAGGUAACUGGGAGGCCAGGCUGGCGAGGCUGGAGCUAUCUGGUUCUGUCAACGCCUGGAUGGGCACGAAUCAGAAAUCAUGGAUCCAGGUGGACCUCCAGAGACCCACUCUGCUCCAUGGGAUUCAGACCCAGGGUGCCAGAGCCUCUCUGGGCCUGAAGGACUACUUCAUCGUGCACUUCACCCUCUCCUACAGCCUAGACCAGGAGACCUGGACUAACUACAGGGGGAACAGCACCACGCCAUCUUAUAUAUUUAACGGUAACCUGGAUGGCUCAAAGGUGAAGGAGAACCAUCUGUUUCCCCCAAUCCUCGGGCGCUACAUCAGACUGCAGCCUGUCACCAUCCAGAGGAACCCUGCUCUUCGCAUGGAGCUACUGGGCUGUGACCUCAACAGCUGCUCCUUCCCCCUGGGUCUCCAGAGGAGGUUGGUCCCAGACAGCAGUUUCCGAGCCUCCUCCUUCCUGCAGACCUGGAGGCUCUCUUGGAGCCCCGCCCUCGCACGCCUCCGCCAGGACGGCAGCGCCAACGCAUGGCGCCCCAAGGUCAAUAACCCCCAUGAGUGGCUGCAGGUGGACUUCCUGGUUAUGAAACGCAUCACAGGGGUUGUGACUCAGGGGGCGUGGUCUAUUCUGACUCAAAUGAUGGUGACAGAGUUCUCCGUAACCAUUAGCGAUGAAGGUCACUCCUGGUCCAACGUGGUUGACGAGGAAUCGCAAAGAGAGAAGAUGUUCUUGGGGAACAGUGAGCCAGAUGAGGAGAUGCUGAACCUCUUUGAUCCUCCUCUGUUUGCCCGCUUCAUACGGAUCCACCCCAGAGGCUGGGUCAACGACAUAGCCCUGCGCUUGGAGUUCGUGGGCUGUGACACCCAGCAGCGUCUCUGAGAAACAGAGACAGGGCAGGGGACCCCACUGUGCAGCUCCACACUCAGGCCCACCUCAUCGUCAUCUCUUCCCUAGAGAAUAUUUAAUGAGCAUAUCAGUGAUGUAAUGAUCAUGAAAUAGUCAUGUCAUUGAUGGAUGAACAGAGUAAGUGAAUCUAGGUAAAAGGUUUGUUUAGCUAGGUUCACGGUUAUAUAUGAUAUUAUUUAUAUGAUAUACUGUUGUAACUGUCUAUUGAUGAGCUUCAGCUGAGAACAGUUUGUUCGUCUCAUUUACAAUGUAUACUGCUACUAACACUAUGACUUCUGACAUUCCAGCUGUGAUCAACCACAUGUAAAUAGUACAAUAUAAUUAUUAUUUUCUGUCUGGAUGGAUGUAUGUACAGUAUACUGUAUAGUACUGUACAUGCAAUAUAUCAUAUGCACUGAGGGGAGGGGGAUUGAGUUUAUAUUGUUAAAUAAACAGAGGUCGCUGUU
Messenger RNA from Oncorhynchus nerka (sockeye salmon), 6184 nucleotides. RefSeq names its product coagulation factor VIII-like. The coding region runs from base 291 to 5711 and encodes 1806 amino acids. Gene Ontology annotation, cellular component: plasma membrane. The record is from RefSeq and is a predicted model, not a curated record. The transcript has 26 exons. NCBI's taxonomy places the organism in Eukaryota, Metazoa, Chordata, Actinopteri, Salmoniformes, Salmonidae. Gene Ontology annotation, molecular function: signaling receptor activity; copper ion binding; oxidoreductase activity.